Centropristis striata (black sea bass) is the source of this 2739-nucleotide messenger RNA. Its product is annotated as butyrophilin-like protein 2. Bases 237 to 1424 code for a protein of 395 amino acids. The transcript has 8 exons. The record is from RefSeq and is a predicted model, not a curated record. Lineage: Eukaryota; Metazoa; Chordata; Actinopteri; Perciformes; Serranidae.
AUUGCUAAACGUGACUGUAAGUCUGUUGGUUGUUCAAAUAUCUAAUGUUCCCGAAGCAUCGGCGAGGCUUGUGAUGCUCCAUCUCCCUUCUCUCCAGUAUCUCUGACUUGAAGAGUUCAGAAACUGAAAGUGUUUCAGAUCAGCCAACCAGGCAGCGAGGAGGAGCUCCAGCUGAGUUAUAAAGAGAUGCUGCGACGUUAAACUGAUGUUUAGUCCCUCAGACGACUUCGAGAGCCAUGAAGCUGCUUCCUGUCGCGUGUCUCUGUCUCCUGACUCUGUCUGCUGAUGCAAACGGACCAGGAAACGUCAAAGUGGUGGGGAAAGAAGAUGAUGAUGUUAUUUUACCCUGUUCCCUCAGCACCAAGAAUAAUAUUGAGAAAAUGACCUUUGACUGGAAGAAACUUGAACCCCGGACGGAGGUGUUUGUGUAUAAGGCAGGAAAGAUUUACGGUGAAGGUGAAGAAGGUCAGAGUGACCAGUUCAUAGGUCGAGUCUUUCAUUUUCCAGAAGAGCUGAAACACGGAAACGCCUCCAUAAUCAUCAAAAAAGCUGAGAUUAGAGACAGUGGGAAAUACACUUGUGUUUUUCCAGAUGCUCAGCCAGAAAUGUCCAUUGAACUUAUUGUAGGUUCAUCACCAAAGCCUGAUGUCAGUACAAUAGAUGAAACAGAUGACUGGGCGCUGCUGCAGUGUGUUGUUCGAGGUGCUUUUCCAAAACCUGAAGUAGAGUGGCGGGACAGGUCUGGAAACAAACUUCCUUCUGACGAGACUGCACCACUGAUAGAUGGAAAGUUCUACGUCACUCUCAACACUACUGUGUACGAGACCGGCUAUUAUCGCUGCGUAUCCACACAGAUGACAAUCAACCAUCAGAUUUACUCUCAGACCUUCAUGCACAUUGGUGUACAACCUGUCUUGAAGUUCGUGACAGAAGGGAAUGAUGUUAUUUUACCGUGUUCCCUCGACACAAAGGAGAACAUCGAGUCAAAGCAGUUUGUCUGGAGGAAAGAUGGUCAGAAGGAGGUGUUCAUGUACGACACAAGUUCAGGUCAGAGUGAGCAGUUCAAAGGUCGAGUCUCUCAUUUUCCUGAAGAGCUGAAACGAGGAAACGCAUCAAUUAUCAUCAGAGAGACGAAGGUGACUGACAGUGGAGAAUACACCUGUGAGUUUCCAGGUCUGCAGUCAGAAAGACAAAAAGUCCACGUUCAUCUUGGUGUUGCUGCCGGACCAGAGAAACAGUCAGAGUCCAACACUGGAUGGAUUGUUGUUGCUUUUAUUGCUAUUGGUGUUAGCGUUGUUCUAGCUGGAGCUGUAGUCACUCUGUGCAUCAUACUAAAACAUAUUAAAGACGAGAAGAAGAGACGACCGCUGGAUGACUGCAGUCAGUCAGAGAAGCUGCAGGAUCCAGAAACUCCACCGGCUUAACGCUACCGACUGGAGAAUCGGCUCCAUCUGCCGUUUAUCUCCAUAUAUUCACAGAACAGUCUUGGGUGGAAAUGCAUGUUACUUUGCACUUUAUUUUGCUGGUUUAAAGGGUAAAUGUUGCAGCACGUUUGGAUGAAAACUUGACUUUUCAGUGAUCUGAGAGUGUGGACGUUCUGAACAACAAAACAACACUUUUGUCUUCAGACGCGGUCGAACAACACAACGUACAAACUAGUUUGUUUCAAACGUAACGCCUUUAAAAUGCACCGAAACAGUUCAACACUAACAGUCUGUUAACUGUAAUUUAUUUACCUAACCUCAGACUGUUUACAUUUAUCAUACUGUAGUUUAUUUAUUAAUCCUUCCAACAAGAUUAUUAAACAUCAAAACAUCAUCAUUACAUUUAUUCUGUGAUUCUGUUGAUCGUCUGAUAUUCAUGAGAUUUGUUAUGUGACAGGAAUUGUUGCAGUUGUUUCUUUUUGUUUCAUUUAAUAGUUUAUUAAACAGGGGCCUUAAUAUACAUUACUAUCAGCCCUUUACAAUAAAAGCUGGACCACAUGUGAGUACAGUGAGAGGAACAAGACAAAGGUCAGUUACACAGAGUCAGAUUGGAGUUAUAGUCCAAAAAAAUCACUUAAUUAUUGAUGUUGAGUCCAACUACGACUUCUUGCAUAUUGUUCUUUGUUACUUUUAUUUCUAUGUUUUUAUUAUCUUCUGUAUGGACAUUAUACUGUUGUACCUGAAUGAAAAAGCUGGAGCUCCUUAAAAACUGAGUUGACAGAUUUUCCCCUGAACAGUGAUUCUUCAGUCAUAAAGCUCCCUCUGCUGGCAGAAUGUGGGAACUGACAGAGGACAUCCUCAGGUCGACACCUCACACUCCACUGAUCUGACCUCAGUCAGACCAGCAGCUCAGGAGCUACUGAACAGAUACACAUUACAUCUGUUUCAUAGUUUUCAUGUUAAAUGUCCUGAAGGCAAAGAAACAUGAGACUUCACUAAACUGAAGGAAAACUAAUGUGAACAUUUUGAGGCUAAAGUCAAAUAUAAUGUGACUGUUUUUAUUCUGAUUUUGUUUUUAUAUUGUCAUUAUUUGGGAUGAUCAUGUUGUGCUUGUUUUUAUUUGUUCACGUGCUCAGCCAGAGUCUGUCAGGUACAGGUACACUCAGUGUCCAGUUUAUUAGGUACACCCAGCUAAAGCUAAUGCUAACAGGUUCUCAGAGUGUUUACUGUUGUUGACUGUGAUGUUUGUUUAUGUUGUUUACUGAUGAUGCUCCUGCAGGUUUCAUCUGAUUUCUGUAUUUAUAUACAAACGUUU